This is a messenger RNA of Alligator sinensis (Chinese alligator), 3461 nucleotides long. It is a transcript of the gene MARCHF5, whose product is annotated as membrane associated ring-CH-type finger 5. The record is from RefSeq and is a predicted model, not a curated record. The coding region runs from base 35 to 844 and encodes 269 amino acids. Gene Ontology annotation, molecular function: zinc ion binding. The transcript has 6 exons. Lineage: Eukaryota; Metazoa; Chordata; Crocodylia; Alligatoridae.
GUCGGAGCCGGUGGGCUCGGCGCUGCAGCAGACCAUGGACAGAAGUUGCUGGGUGUGUUUUGCCACUGAUGAAGAUGAUCGAACAGCAGAGUGGGUGAGACCUUGCAGGUGCAGGGGCUCUACAAAAUGGGUUCAUCAGACUUGUCUACAACGCUGGGUGGAUGAAAAGCAGAGAGGAAACAGCACAGCUAGAGUUGCAUGUCCUCAGUGCAAUGCAGAAUACUUAAUAGUAUUUCCAAAUCUAGGUCCAGUUGUUUAUGUCUUGGACCUUGCAGAUCGACUGAUCUCAAAAGCAUGUCCGUUUGCUGCAGCUGGAAUAAUGGUGGGAUCCAUCUACUGGACAGCUGUCACUUACGGAGCUGUGACAGUGAUGCAGGUUGUAGGUCAUAAAGAAGGUCUUGAUGUCAUGGAGAGAGCUGAUCCAUUAUUUCUUUUAAUUGGGCUUCCCACCAUUCCAGUCAUGCUGAUUUUGGGCAAGAUGAUUCGCUGGGAAGACUACGUGCUUAGACUGUGGCGCAAAUAUUCUAACAAACUGCAAAUUCUGAACAGUAUAUUUCCAGGGAUUGGAUGUCCUGUUCCUCGUAUUCCAGCAGAGGCUAACCCUUUGGCAGAUCAUGUCUCUGCUACUCGUAUUCUAUGUGGAGCUCUAGUCUUUCCGACUAUUGCUACAAUAGUGGGCAAGCUGAUGUUCAGCAGUGUUAAUUCAAACUUGCAAAGGACAAUCUUGGGUGGGAUUGCUUUUGUUGCUAUAAAAGGAGCUUUUAAAGUUUACUUCAAACAGCAGCAAUACUUGCGCCAAGCUCACCGCAAAAUUUUAAAUUACCCUGAGCAAGAAGGAGCAUAAAGCUGUGAUCUCCAGAUGUUGUACAAUCUCAUCUACCAGAUGCUCUCUUGUUGUAUUGAUUCCAUCGUUAUUGCACAGUAGUGGAGAAUUGUGAUAAGUUGCUGCGCCUAUUUUUUUCUUCAAAUAUAAUAAAGCACUUUCUUUUGGCAGAGUAAAUCCUUUCAGAAAUCACUGAAUCCAAGAAUGUGAUUUAUUUUCAUUAUUUUUGUGCAUUUCUUUUAUGAUAGGCAAGCAUCUGAAUCAUCAUCUUCACACCACUAUGCUGAACUUGAAAAAAAAAAAAAUCAGUAAAAGCCCCAAACAAAACUAAAGUAUGAGAUACAAUGUACAGUUUCUUAAUGUAUUAACUGUAUCUACAUACUGUGUAUUACAGUCUUUGCACAAUAUUUUCAUAUACAGGCCAUUCAGUUCAGCCUAAGGACAGCAUGAAAGGAAUCUCCUAAAGCAGUGGAGCUCAACCUUUUAGUGGCAGAGCUGGUACUUGUGGGCUAACAUGCCUCUCCAGUAGAAGGUGGGGGGGGAAGAGAACGAGGAGGAAGGUGGCUGCCUGCCAUAGGGAAGGAGAGAGGGAGAGCGCAAGCAGCAUGGCAUGGCACGGCACAGGGCAGAGAAGGGGAUAUGCAGGGCCAAACUUUGCCAUUGAUCCUCUGUACUGUGAGCCAGAUCCAGUAACUUUGGGGGUUGGAUUCAGCCUCCAGGCCAUAGGUUAAGCACCACUGUUCGAAAGGAAUUUUGCUUGAACCUUAUUGCUAAGGAAAAUUAUUUGGACUUCAUUCAGUAAGGAUUCCCUUGGUCAUAGCUGAAGUUACGAAUUAGAUGUGAAAUAUAAAGUCUAAAAUAUUUUCAUUAAUUGGAUAGCUAAGCAGAAGAUUAAUUGUUUUCUAAAGGGUCCACAUAGCCAACUUUGCCACCUAAAGUACUAGGUGUGAAAAUGAGCAUGGCUUUUGAUUAAUUUUGUUAUUGUUGGUAGUGCCUAGUAUUGCUCUCUUGCACUCCUUUCCUUCCUGUACAAUAACUAGUAUUGUAUUGUAUUAGCUCCAUCUAUUACUAGAAAAAUUAUUUACCUGGAAAGUGAGUUUCAAUCACUUAUUUUUGUAAUUAGUUAAAAUGUUAGAAAAGCUGUUUAGUUCCCCCUUUUCAGGUCAUUUUAAUUAUGCAGUUAUCUCUUCCAGUAGAAAAUGCCAGAAAAUUGAAAAACAACAUUGGACAUCAGGGAAGCAUCUUGGCCCUCUAGUCUGACCAAAACAAAAAUAAAAAAAAAACAACUAAAGGAUAAAUCUUAUCUGUAAUAAAGUAAAGUAAUUGCUUGCAGCCACAAAGUGUACUCUCGUAAAGUUUCCACUGGCCUAUUAGAGAGAAACACUGGCAUUUAACUCUGAUUACUCCACUUUAUUCAUAAAUCCACAUUUUUCAAUGGAUACUAUUACAUUAAGUGGUAAUUUUGACAGACAAAAUGUAGCCAUUUAAUAUCCAUAGAAGACUUAUUCUGGAUUUAGUUAUUACAAUUCUUGAUGCAUAACAAUUGAAUGAUUAAGUUCUGCUUCUUAAAGUUGUCAUUAUCUAUUAUUUCUAUGUUCACAAUAGUAUGUCAAAUGCAUGAAGGUAAAAGUUUCCUUUAGUGAAAGUAUUGGUAAGUAAAUGUUGCUUUUCACUAGAAAUGAAGCAACUAUAAAGUGGACUUCAUAUUUGAUUGCAAUAAUGUAUGUUAGUGACACUCAAAAUAUGGUACCUUUUCUAUAGAAUAUUACCUUAAAUAUUGAGAUGUAAUAUUUUAGAAAUGUAUAAAAAGUGUAUAUAAUACCCAAUUGGUAUUCCAGGACUACAGUUAAUGAAAAUUAUAUGUGCAUAACUGAUGCUUUCAGAUUCUUGAUAUAAUUGAAAAAAUACUAUAAUCUUUCAAGUCUGCUGAUUACAUUGGUCUUAGAGUAGGCUGACUUUUUAUAUACAUUUACAUACACAGCAGCAGCCUCUGAAAGGUGCUGUUUUUCUGUAAGAUAGCCUUGAAACAAUAUAAUACGUUUCUUACAGAAUUCCUCAGUGCAAAGAGAGUUUUUCAGUGGUCUUCAUUGUAUAUAUUUCCAACCACUUUAUUACUGUUUUUUAAAGUCUCAUGCAAAAUCCAACAAUGCAAAUAAGUGGUUUUGUUCCAUGUGGAAGCUAAUUGUCUUCUAUGAAAAACUGAAGCUGUUGUACAUUAUAUGGUUACAAAAUACUGGAAAGUUUAUAAAAAUGAUUUAGACUGAAUGGCAGAGAGCUGUUAUGUUUGAUUACCAUGUUGUAAAAUCUUGGUUUUAGUAUUGAGAAUCAUAAUCGGACAUUGAAUUAGGUUAAAUAAAUAUUUUUACAUUCUUUAGUGUAUUUUGUCCAUUGAACAAAUAGUGCCAAAGCCUACAAAAGAAUUAGAGACAAAAAGUAGCGUACUCCUAAUUUUUUUAAAUGCAUGUCCCAUGGUUUUUAUGAGUUUUUUUAAGUUAAACUUUUUUGGGACAGGAAGUUAUUUUAAAGAUCUAAGUGUUAAGGCACCAUUUACUUAAAGUUUGUGGUUAACUUUAUUCACUUUGUGUUUUCUCCCACUAUCAUGAUCAAUAAAUGAUGCAGGAAAGUGCAUUGUCUGAAA